AUGCUACUAAAUAGAACUCAGCAAUAUCUUAUAGCUUAUUCAGCAAUAACCAUGGCUCUACUAAGUUGGUCGAUCUAUGAUUCCUUAUCAAAAUCUUAUAAUUUUGUUAUGUUUAUAGUAGAAUUCACGGAUGGAAUCAAACUUGGGAUCUUGAUUAAUGUCAUGGUUUUUUUAUUUUUAGCAAUUGAUAAAACUUUACAAGUAUUGAUAUUUGGAUCUUUAAGAAUGGUUGAAGUGGAACAUUUAUUUGAAAAAUUACCUAUUUUUGCCAUUAAUUUAUUAUUAAAUUUAACUAUGGGUGAUAAUAACAUGAUUUUAAAUGUUUUUCUCAUGGGGUUAAGUGUUAGUUUUAAAGUAUUCCAUAUCAUAAUGUUUGAUCGAUUAGAUUAUGUAAAUAUUUUAAUUGUGAACAAGAUUAAUAAUCAUGAAUCUCAAGUAGAUUUACGUGAUGUGAUAAAACAUUUUGGAUUACUGAUUAAUUUUUGGUUAAAUUUAUUUUUCAUCUUUGUUGAUUUUGCAUUAGCUAAAUUUUUAGUUUAUGAUGUUUUUCAAGGUAUAAAUUCUGUCACUUGUCUUUUAUUUGGAUUUCAAUUUGCUGUUCAAGGUGUUAAUGCAUUGACUUUUUUUGCAAAAUUGGCAUUGGGCAUUUAUGAAAUUGUAUUUUACAGAAUAAGAAAGAAUGAAAUAGAUGGAGGACAGCAAGUCGGAGAGACCGUUGAAACAGAAAAUGAAGUUCCAGAAGGUGAAAGUGAAUCUUUUAGAUCAGGAAAUUUGGGUGAGGCAGAUGUCGAAGAUGAUGAUGAUGAAGAAGAUGAUGACGAAGAAUUGGAACUUAUUUGGGAUAAUAAACCAUACUAUACCAAGGGAGUUGAAAUUGCAUCUUCAAUUUUAACUUCUAUUUCUUAUUUAUCAUUCCUUUAUUUAUUAACUGUUCAUUCCGGACUUUCCUUGCCAUUAUCUAUGUUACAAGGGACUUAUUCCUCAAUAAGAAAAACCUGGAUUGAAGUUACCCAAUUACUUACAUUUAUAGAGAAAUCAAAGAGAUUGGAUAGUCAAUUGGCCAAUGCUAAUCUGGAAGAUUUAGAAGCAUCUGAUAAUUUAUGUAUUAUUUGUCGUGAAGAUAUGCAUUCAAUUGAAGAAUAUCAAAGGAUUUAUAAUAAACCACAAUCUGCAAGAAGAUCACCAAAGAAAUUAAAAUGUGGACAUAUUUUGCAUUUGGGAUGUUUGAAAGAUUGGUUAGAAAGAUCUGAUAGUUGUCCAUUGUGUCGAAGAAAAGUAUUUGACGAUGUAGGUGCAUCAACCCCUGCAUCGGCACCUGGACAACCACAAGCGCAAGCUCCACCUCAACCACAACCUGGUCCAGUUCCAAUUAUUCCACAAGCCAAUGUUGCAAACCCACCAGCAAAUGUUGAUCUUCAAAGAGGACUACGAGAAAUCAAUGAAUUUCUUCACACAAUCCAACCUCAACGUCAACAAGCAAAUCAACAGCAACCACAAAACCAAGGUGGAGUAACUCCAAAUCAAGGACAUGUACAAACUCCAAUAGGAACAGGUACUGGUACACCUGCAGAACCAAUAGAAGGUUCUUCGAGAGACGCACAACAGCCAGUAUCGAUUGCGUCGUCAUCUACUAGUGGAUCCUCAACACCACCAUUGUAUCAAGCAUUAUCAUUACCAAGCAAUGCAUUAAUACCUCCUGGUUGGUUAUUACUUCCAUUAGAAAAACCACAAGAAGGAGAACAAGGAGACGUUGAUUAUAAAGUGAGUCUUUCAACUCAUCAUAAAGCAAACAUGAAAUUACAAACAAAAGAAUCAAUUACCCGUAAUAUUAAAGUCUAUGAAGUUCCAAAAGAAUCACCUCCUAUAUAG
Candida tropicalis MYA-3404 is the source of this 1869-nucleotide messenger RNA. Its product is annotated as E3 ubiquitin-protein ligase. Gene Ontology annotation, cellular component: cytoplasm. Lineage: Eukaryota; Fungi; Ascomycota; Pichiomycetes; Serinales; Debaryomycetaceae. Bases 1 to 1869 code for a protein of 622 amino acids. Gene Ontology annotation, molecular function: zinc ion binding. The transcript has a single exon. The record is from RefSeq and is a predicted model, not a curated record.